Molecule: messenger RNA, 3877 nt
Organism: Lutzomyia longipalpis
Lineage: Eukaryota; Metazoa; Arthropoda; Insecta; Diptera; Psychodidae
Gene: trp
Product: transient receptor potential protein
Exons: 17
Coding region: 426-3689 (1087 amino acids)
Biological process (GO): regulation of cytosolic calcium ion concentration; manganese ion transport; calcium ion transmembrane transport
Cellular component (GO): membrane; cation channel complex
Molecular function (GO): protein binding; store-operated calcium channel activity; inositol 1,4,5 trisphosphate binding
Source: RefSeq, a predicted model, not a curated record
AGUUCUUUUUGGUCAGUUACGAUGGACGGACAAAAUUCUUGGAAAAAUUUGCAGGAUUUUUGAGAGCUGAAUUUUCCAAAUCCUAAAAAGUGAAAAAUUUGCAAAUAAAUUUCCUCGUUUAAAUAGGAAAAGUCUCUUUUUGUGUAAAAUAGAGAUGUGACAGUGAAUGUGAUGGAAAUAGUAUGUAAUUAGGGGGAUUGUGAUUAAUUAAUCUCAAAGGAAUAAAGUUAUUCUUCCUCGCGUUUCGGCUCCACCUGUUUUUUUUAGUCGAUGCAAAUUGGACAGUGCAUAAUGUGGAUGUUUAAAAAUAGACAAUCGAUAAAAUUAAUUAAAUUAGUAUAAAUGUUGUGUUAGAGGAGGUUGAAAGUGAAGUUUCAUGUUACAAAUCAGCUCGAUAGGACACCAUAUACGCGCGCAUUAUCACAAUGAAGCGAAUAUCGGAGUCAAGGGAAGAACUCGUUAAAUCCACAUCAGUUGAGGAGAAAUCUAAUGAGGAUUUUAUCAAUUUCUGCAGUCGUGAUGCAGAAAUUGAUGUUCAAGAUUUACAAUUAACACCAGCAGAGAAGAAAUUUCUUCUAAGUGCUGAAAGGGGAGACACGGUUACUGUGCAGAAUAUUAUUGAACAAUACAAAAAUCAACCUGAUGAGUUCAAUAUCAACUGCGUGGAUCCUCUUAUGCGAACAGCCCUCAUAUCAGCCAUUGAAAAUGAAAAUAUUGAUCUUAUAAAAUUGCUUCUAAGUGAGGGUAUUGAAGUAAAGGAUGCUCUCCUUCAUGCUAUAUCAGAGGAAUAUGUCGAAGGAGUGGAAACUUUACUUCUGUGGGAGGAGGAACAUCACAAACCUGGCACGCCCUAUAGCUGGGAGGCAGUGAAUCAAGCUACGAGCACUUUUACAGCAGACAUCACACCUCUUAUUCUGGCUGCCCACAAGAACAACUAUGAAAUUCUCAAACUACUUCUUGAUAGGGGGGCAACACUGCCCGUCCCACAUGAUGUUAGGUGUGGCUGUGAUGAGUGCGUGAUUUCCAGCGAGAAAGAUUCUCUCAGGCAUUCGCAGUCAAGGAUAAAUGCAUACAAGGCCUUGUCUUCCAGUUCUCUUAUAGCGUUGAGUUCUCGAGAUCCUAUUUUGACUACAUUUGAAUUGUCAUGGGAACUGAGACGCCUAAGUCGAAUGGAGACGGAAUUCCGCAUGGAAUACAAUAAUAUGAGAAAAAAUUGCCAGGAGUUCUCGACAAGUCUAUUGGAUCACACUAGAACUUCGCAUGAAUUGGAAAUUAUGCUCAAUUUCAAUGGGGCAUUGGGUAAUGAGAAUUGGGAGCCUGGGGAAAGACAAACACUGGAACGUCUUAAAUUAGCAAUCAAGUACAAAGAAAAGCAGUUUGUCGCUCAUCCCAAUGUCCAGCAACUUCUAGCGGCUAUUUGGUAUGAAGGACUCCCUGGCUUUCGACGCAAGGGGAUGGUGGGGCAGUUAAUGCAAGUUAUGAAACUAGGAGCAAUGUUUCCCGUUUACAGCGUAAUCUAUAUGCUCGCCCCAAAUUCGCAAAUGGGCAAAUUUAUGAAGAAACCUUUUGUGAAGUUCAUAUGCCAUUCAUCGAGUUACGCUUUCUUCCUCCUUCUUCUGGGAUUAGCUUCGCAGCGGGUGGAAUAUUUAAUUCUCGAACUUAUCGGCACUCCAUGGCUUCUUUCGCUUCUCAAUGAAUGGAAGAAACACGAACGUGGAGCAAUGCCAGGUUUUAUCGAAUGCUUCGUCAUUCUCUACGUCAUCAGUCUCAUCUACGGAGAAAUGAAAGCUCUAUGGGAAGGUGGUUUGGUUGAUUACGUUCAAGACUUGUGGAAUAUCGUGGAUUUCAUUUCGAAUGUCUUCUACGUCAUGUGGAUUAGUUUGAGAUUUUCAUCUUGGUACACAGUACAGAAAGACGCAAAAGCUGGACUCAAUCCGUGGUAUCCACGAGAGCAAUGGGACCCUUUUGACCCGAUGCUUAUAUCUGAAGGGGCUUUUGCAGCAGGGAUGAUUUUCUCCUUUCUCAAAUUAGUUCACAUUUUCUCAAUUAAUCCUCAUUUGGGUCCCCUACAAGUGUCACUCGGAAGAAUGAUUAUCGACAUCAUUAAAUUCUUCUUUAUCUACACACUUGUGCUCUUUGCCUUCGGAUGUGGUUUAAAUCAAUUAAUGUGGUACUAUGCUGAUUUGGAAAAGAAUAAAUGUUACCACCUUUCGGCGGAAAUUCCUGAUUUUGAUAAUCAUGAGAAAGCUUGUUCUAUCUGGAGAAGAUUUGCAAAUUUAUUUGAAACAUCUCAAUCUCUCUUUUGGGCAUCAUUUGGAUUGGUUGAUUUAAUGGCAUUUGAGCUACAGGGAAUUAAGAGCUUUACACGAUUUUGGGCACUUCUUAUGUUCGGUUCCUACAGUGUCAUCAAUAUCAUAGUCCUGCUGAAUAUGCUAAUUGCAAUGAUGAGCAAUUCCUAUCAGAUUAUUUCUGAACGAGCUGAUGUUGAAUGGAAAUUUGCACGUACUCAGCUAUGGAUGAGCUAUUUUGAGGAUGGAUCAACAUUGCCACCUCCAUUCAAUUUAAUCCCUUCACUCAAAAUCGUGUUCCGAUUCUUUGGAUUAAUGAAGAAACCACGAACCACAAGGAGCAUAAUUAAAAAAUCUCGAGAGAAGGUACAAAAGCGUCAUGAUAACGUUAUGCGUUUACUUGUCCGUCGGUAUGUGACGGCAGAACAGAGGAAACGUGAUGAUUUUGGUAUUACCGAAGAUGAUGUUAUGGAAAUAAGACAGGAUAUCAACAGCUUCCGCUAUGAAUUAAUUGAUAUCUUGCAUAAGAAUGGAAUGAAAACUCCAAGAAUUGACCCAAAGGAUUCUGCAAUUGCUGGGAAAAAAGGACGUGUCUUAGAAAGGAGGAUUUUAAAAGAUUUCCAAAUCGGAUUUGUCGAAGGGCUAUUAAGUGAAUGCCUCAACUCGAGUCAAGGACCAAAGGAUGUCUUCACUCAGAUUGCCAAAGCAAUCGGAGGAAAGGGGGAGAAGAGAUCAAGUGGAAAAGAUUGGAACGCUGUGGUGUCCAGUGGUGCUGCUGCAAGAGAUCCAAUUGGAAAUGCUCAGAAUUUCCAAAUGAGACGAAGUAAGAGCAGCUUCAGGCGGCAUAUUAUGGAAAAUGCUGACAAAGGCAUGUCUAUGGACACUGAAAAAAUUCUCGAAAUUAAUCCCAAAUUAUCGGACGUUACGCCAAAAACUCGUGUUGCUUAUGUAAAAUUUAUGUCGAAGGCAAUGCAGAAAGAUGGAGAGGGUAAAUCUAAGGAAUUAGAAAAAAUUUCGGAGCUCUCACAAGUUACAGAAAAAUUACAUUCUGAAGAAAAUUUAGACAAAAAUAAGGGAAAUGAGGAGGAAAAUGAACAAUCCUCAUCAAAAAAAGAAAAUGAUUCGGGAAAUUCAAGUAAUCAACAGAGCCAGAGAAAAAUUCGUAUCAAGCCCAUUCUUAAAAAUCCAAUUGAAAAACCACCAGAGUGCAAUCCUUCUGCGAAAGAAGAGGAAAAUACACCCAAAAGUGACUCUUCCGCUGUGACCGGGAAUGAAACUGAAUUUUCAACCUUAGAUGUGAAGGGAUUACAGGAAAACUCAUCAAGUACACCGAAAGCCAAACCUUCAACCUCAAAGGGAAAAUCUUUUUUCGCAGGUCAAAGUGCUUCAGGAUGGAUUUAAAGUGUUAUAUACUUACUUUGAUAAAGUUUAUUUGGCUGUUUAUUAUUAUAUUCGCAGUUAAACUAAAUAACAUGACAAUUGUAUGUUUGACGAAGGAGUAGAGAAAGAUUAUAUUGAUUCGAUGUGGUUAAGCACAUUUCAACAUACAAUAAAUGCUUGUUUGAGAUAUCUUUGCUCGAAAGGUGUGA